Molecule: messenger RNA, 1317 nt
Organism: Brenthis ino (lesser marbled fritillary)
Lineage: Eukaryota; Metazoa; Arthropoda; Insecta; Lepidoptera; Nymphalidae
Source: the annotation of a GenBank genome assembly
AUGGGUAAUCAAGGAUCGUCCCCGCACGAGCCUCUGGACCGUGCUCAGGUGCAGAAUGCAGAUCUGAAAAUGAAGUCUUCCGUACGCAGUUCGCUAAGGCGGGCGCGCGCCGGUGCCGCGCUGUCGCCGCCGCGCGCCGGCAUGGAGCGGUUGAGGCGCUCCUUCCGCGAGUCCUUCCGGCGCCGCAAGGGCUCGCCGCCCGAGUCCGCCCGCCCGCACCAAUGGCACGCGGACGAGGCGGCCGUGCGCGCCGGCACGUGCACCUUCCCAGUCAAAUACAUGGGCUGUGUCGAAGUGUUCGAGUCCCGGGGCAUGCAAGUGUGUGAAGAAGCUUUGAAAGUGCUUCGGAACUCGAGAAGGCGUCCCGUUCGUGCAGUUUUGCACGUUAGUGGUGACGGUCUUCGCGUUGUGGAGGAAGAAACCAAAGGGCUGAUAGUAGAUCAGACUAUUGAGAAAGUAUCUUUUUGUGCGCCCGAUAGAAAUCACGAACGAGGCUUUAGCUACAUCUGUCGCGAUGGUACCACCCGUCGGUGGAUGUGCCACGGGUUCCUUGCGUCGCGGGACAGCGGCGAGCGGCUCUCCCACGCCGUGGGCUGCGCCUUCGCCGCCUGCCUCGAGCGCAAGCAGCGGCGCGACAAGGAGUGCGCGGUCUCCAUGAGCAUAGACGCCGCCAGCCACGCCUUUACACGACAGGGAUCGUUUAGGAAGUCGGGUAUAACGAGCCGGCGCACGUCGGAGGCGGAGGCGCCGCCGCCGGCCGCGCCCGCGCCGGCGCCGCGCGCCGCGCACAACCCCUUCGCGGUGGAGCGCCCGCACGCCGCGCCGCACCUGCUCGAGCGACAGGGCUCCUUCAGGGGAUUCGCACAUCUUAAUAACAACUCUCCGUUCAAACGACAAAUGUCGCUCCGUAUCAGUGAGUUGCCCUCCAACCUGGAGCGGCAGCGCCUGGGCCUGGGCUCGCCCACCAACAACAUGCCCGCGCUCCCCGCGCUCCCCGCGCCCCCCGCGCCGCCCGCGGUGCCCGCCCUGCCCGCGUCCAACCCGUUACCAGAUGUUGCGCCUUUAGAGGAUACGCCCGAGCCGGACCCCGUAGCGGAGAUGUGCCAGCAGCUGUCGUUGGGGCUGCGCGCGCUGGCGGAGGAGCCGGUGCCGGCGGCCGGCGGCCUGCCGCACCCCGACGCGUGGCUGGGCCGCGUGGCGCGCGCGCCGCCGCUGGCCGCCGCCGGCCGCGCCGCCUCCUUCGCGGGGCAUUCCGUCGCCGCGCACGCGAGGACCACCAACCCGUUCCUGGCGUCCGUGCCCGCGCCCGCGCCCAUG